AUGCCCGCAUCCGGUACAGGUUACUGCGGGAAAAUCGAGAAGUAUCUAUAUUUGAGGGGACCCUAUGAAGACCACUUUAGGACAGUAGAUCAAAGUUCUGAAAUAGAAAAAAGUGAACUUAUCGAAAAUGCAGGAGGUGCAGCAACGGAGAACGAUUUGGACGCGGCAUCGGUCGAAAUGGAAACACAUGUAACUCAGAAUAUGACUGACAAAGCUUCAAGAAAUCAAAAACUAAAGGCAUCUCCGGUAGAUGUUCCAAAUGAAGUUGGUGUUCAAAAACGCAUACUACGCCAAAGACGGAAAACUGUCUCAGUCCGUACUCGGGGGUCUACAGCGCCCAAAAACUGUCCCAUCGUGGACACGUGUUUUCGAAGCGAAGUUGAUUCAGUGGAUAUUUUAGAAGUCGCGCCUCUUGUUGCCGAAAUAGGUGCAGAAGAUAUUGCGGAAAAGAAAUUCGAAAAUCUGUUCGUGAAUGGACGAAUGGUUGUGAAAGGACAAAAGUUGCGACAACUCAUCUCCCGUUUCUACCGACUGCAAUGUGACUUUUGCAAGGAACCGGAAGUUCGAUUUCACCACGUGGAUAAGUUAUAUGACCAUUACGAAAAGGUGCAUCACACCAGAGGCUAUGUUGUCUGUUGCCAGUCGAAGCUGACGGACAGUGAGAAGAUAAUCAUACAUAUGGCCCGGCAUAUACAACCUGAAGCGUUCACAUGCGACGUCUGUGGCUAUAUAGUUACGAAACCGAAGUUCCUCAUAAGCCAUAAGCAAACGCACCUACCAGUUAAUGAUAAGCCGUACGCCUGUCCUCACUGCACGAAACGGUUUUGCUGGAAACGAGCACUAACAGUUCAUUUGAACAGGCACCAAGAGGCUGCUGAGCGUAGAGUGUUUCGCUGUUUAUUGUGUGAUAAGACAUACGAAACUCCAGGUGGUUUAUCCAACCAUAAGCGCAACGUACACAAAGGUCUAAAGCCGAAGGAGACUCAUGUGUGUGACGUGUGCGCCAAAACCUUCGCAACAGUGUACGGUCUACGGGAGCACAUUUCCACCAUCCACCAGCAGCCUUGGGAGAAGCGGCAGCUUCAGUGUGCAGCAUGCGGCAAAUGGUUGAAUGGGGAGCGCUGCUUGAAAAUGCAUCUUAAGAUUCAUUCGGCGAAGAAUCUGGCCUGCGGUGAGUGUGACUAUAAAACGAACAAAUCGUUACUUUUGAAGCGCCAUAAAAUCACUCACCACCAACAAGAACGUCCGUUUCUUUGCGAUCUGUGCGAGAAAACGUUCAAGAUAAAGCGUGACCUUAGGGUGCACAUGCUGAGCAAGCACAGCAUGCAGUCUCGGACAUUUCAAUGCAAUUUUUGCAACCUUCGAUUUCGCAAUUCCACCAACUUUUACGCCCAUCGCAAAAGUCAGCAUCCGAAGGAACUUCAGGCGAUGAGGGAUGAUCAGGAGUUGGAGAAAAAGCGCAAAAGAAUUCUGGCCGGCCUUGAACGAUCUUCAAGCUUGGAUCGGAAACUUUGCGCUACGAACGUGCGAGCGACUCCUACUAAUGAAAGCCCCGAGCCUAUUAAUGAAGAUUUCAUAGUUGUCGAUAAUAAGCACUACCGCUUGCGCAGCGAAAACGAUAGCAUUACUGUUGUGGUUGAAAUAGAGGACAUGAGCGAAAUACAACAGAAAGUUUCAGCAUGA
Molecule: messenger RNA, 1683 nt
Organism: Anopheles cruzii
Lineage: Eukaryota; Metazoa; Arthropoda; Insecta; Diptera; Culicidae
Product: zinc finger protein 62 homolog
Exons: 4
Coding region: 1-1683 (560 amino acids)
Biological process (GO): regulation of transcription by RNA polymerase II
Cellular component (GO): chromosome
Molecular function (GO): chromatin insulator sequence binding
Source: RefSeq, a predicted model, not a curated record